Molecule: messenger RNA, 989 nt
Organism: Amborella trichopoda
Lineage: Eukaryota; Viridiplantae; Streptophyta; Magnoliopsida; Amborellales; Amborellaceae
Product: Cyclophilin-like peptidyl-prolyl cis-trans isomerase family protein
Biological process (GO): protein peptidyl-prolyl isomerization
Molecular function (GO): peptidyl-prolyl cis-trans isomerase activity
Source: RefSeq, a predicted model, not a curated record
UACAAACCUUUCCCAGCUUAAACCCUUUAUCCACCCGUUGACGGCACUUGGGUAAACGCCUUACCCACGGUUUGGCCGAAAUCUCACCAAUGUCGAGGACCGAAAUUUCGUUCCUUCUUUGCUUCAUCGGGGCAUUCGUUCAUGGCUGCGCUCAGAAUCCCAGUUUGGGUACAGCUCGUGUGGUUUUCCAGACCAAUUAUGGCGAUAUCGAAUUCGGGUUCUAUCCACAUGUUGCCCCCAAAACAGUGGAACACAUUUUUAAGCUUGUAAAAUUGGGUUGCUUUAAUACCAAUUAUUUUUUCAGAGUUGAUAAGGGUUUCGUUGCCCAAGUUGCGGAUGUGGUGGGUGGUAGAACAGCUCCUAUGAAUGAAGUGCAAAGGGAGGAGGCUGAGAAAACUGUUGUUGGUGAAUUCAGUGAUGUGAAACAUGUUAGAGGAAUCCUCUCUAUGGGAAGGUAUUCUGAUCCAAAUAGUGCAUCAUCCUCAUUUUCCAUCCUUCUAGGUGAUGCUCCCCAUCUAGAUAGAGAGUAUGCAAUAUUCGGUAAAGUAACUAGCGGUGAUGAGACAUUAAGAAAACUUGAAGAGCUGCCUACACGUAGAGAGGGUAUCUUUGUCAUGCCAAUGGAGCGAAUCACUAUUCUAUCAACGUACUAUUAUAACAUUGAGGAGAAAGAAUCAGGGUUAGGGUGUGAGCACGAGAGGUCCAUUUUGAAGAGAAGACUAUCUGAGUCUACUCUCGAAAUCGAACGACAGCGGAUGAAAUGCCUUCCGUGAUGUAACAUCGCCGCAUUUGGUAGGUCUCUCGUGAAUGUUAUGUGACCUGUAUUUCUGUAUGACCUGUGGAUAGAGAGUCUGUCUGCUCCUAUGGAUGCAUUUUUAAUUGUAUUUGUGAUGAAUGUACUACGAAUGGUAAUCUCUCUCUCUCUUGUCUCUGACUACAUAUGGCCAGUAAGCAAAGCCACCACCAAUGCAAUGCCUACCUUUGAAUUA